AAUCAAAUCAAAUCCCAAAAUCCAUCCAUCUCCAGUAAUCCAGUUCUCACCUGCCUCCUCCGAUGACCCUAGCUGGAGCCUGUCGCCGCCGGCGACCACCGCGACCCCAUCUCCCUCUCUUCGUCCUCGUCCUCCUAAUCUUCUCCACUCCAAUCCCACGCGCUUCGGCGCUCCGCGUCCCUCUCCGCCAGGCAGCCACCCUCGUCUCCCUCUCCCAUUCGCUCCUCUCCCGCGUCGCCGCCACACGUGCCGCCCGUGGGGACGCCGCGGCAGCCGUACGCGCCCGGCGAAUCGCUUCCCUGCUGUCGUCCCGUGGCGCGUGGGGGCUCGGCUGGGACUACCUCCGCCACUACGCCUUCUCAUCGGCCACCGGAUGCGGCCUCUCCUGCGCGGCCGCGGCCUCUCGUCUCAUCGCCGCUGCCGCGGAGGCCUCGCGCCUACGUUCCGCCGCUGACGCUGCGCAGUGGAUGCGCCGCCACUACGGCGACAUCCGCGACGCCGCCGCGCAGCUCCUGAACGGCCUUCUCCUCGCCUUCUCCGAAGAGGGGCCAUUGAGAGAGGUGGUCACGGAUGUUAAGUGGGAAGUGGAGGAAGGGGAAUUGUUGAAGGAUUGCCUGGAAGUGGGAGCUAAGGACUUACAGGGUUUGCUUGUCAUUGCCAAAGAUCUCUUCGCUGGUGUUUCAAGGACUUCUACGCAGCAUAGUGAGCUCUGAGGUUUGGUAACUUUAAGUUUCCUUUUCUGAUAUUUUCAGGAACUCACGCAUGCUUGUGUAAUCUAGUUUACUUUAGAAAUCUGGAUCUUGACCCGUAUGUACAUACACAAACUAAAUCCUUGUGAUAUCACUGUUGUGUCCGCUACUAAUGGGUGUUGAAUUUUUAGCUGUGCAUAAUUGCUAAUCUGAAUUCAUUUGUUGUCAUGGCGCUACCAA
Messenger RNA from Sorghum bicolor (sorghum), 929 nucleotides. RefSeq lists its product as uncharacterized. The coding region runs from base 63 to 713 and encodes 216 amino acids. Lineage: Eukaryota; Viridiplantae; Streptophyta; Magnoliopsida; Poales; Poaceae. The transcript is spliced from 2 exons. The record is from RefSeq and is a predicted model, not a curated record.